Messenger RNA from Oncorhynchus gorbuscha (pink salmon), 2416 nucleotides. Its product is annotated as zinc finger protein 239-like. Gene Ontology annotation, molecular function: telomeric repeat DNA binding. The coding region runs from base 210 to 2102 and encodes 630 amino acids. Gene Ontology annotation, biological process: telomere capping; regulation of telomere maintenance via telomere lengthening. NCBI's taxonomy places the organism in Eukaryota, Metazoa, Chordata, Actinopteri, Salmoniformes, Salmonidae. Gene Ontology annotation, cellular component: shelterin complex. The record is from RefSeq and is a predicted model, not a curated record. The transcript is spliced from 8 exons.
ACCCUGGAUCUAGCAACCUCUGUACAAAACGGUUUUAUUUAUCGUAGCUAACUAAGGUAUUGUUAGCUUGAGUACAUAUGUCAACUUUUUUAUUUACGUUGCAAUCGCUUUAAUAUAACGUAUAUUCUAGGCUUGGUCGCACUAUCUAACGUUAACAUCAAACUUUUUAGCUAGCUUGUUUCGAGGGCUUUUUGCUUUGCAAACUAGCCAUGGAUAACAUUAUUGAUCCAACAUCAGAACAAGAUCUCCCCCUGUUCUCCUUGCGUCUCCUGGUUCCACCUCUACGCCUGAUGUGCGCUUUCAUGUGGCAAGUGACACAACGGCGUAAUGUGAUGCAGUAUGGGAAGCUGGAGGAGUUUGUGACUUUGGUGACAGAGAUGGUUCCAGAGCUGCUGAACUCCAGGCAGAGGACCCAACUCAUCCUGGGACUGAGAGCAAGGAUGGUUUUAGAGUUGUGUCGCAGUGCGGGCACAGCUGACCUGCUGACCAUCCAGGCCCACCUGGACAUAAUCCACACAUUGACAGAAAAAUCUUUACACAAAGAGAGUCAUGGUGAUGAAUUGGACGCUGCAGAUUCUAACUUUGUGGAGCUAGUCCAAACCCUGCUGGAAGACCCUUCUGAGAGGGAGCAUUUCUUCCAGGAGGUGUUCCCAGUCCACUAUGGCCCUCGGUAUGACACAGCGCUGCAGACACUGGUGUGGGUGUUCCUCUCCAGACUGGAGGAGCUGCUGCCUGUACCAGACCUCACGCAGACAACAGCAUGGCUCGGUGCAGCCCCCUCUGUCCUGGAGGAAUGUGGGCAGACUGUCUUUGACCCUGAACAACUGAAGACAGUGUUGCAGCACCAUCAGCAUCAUGGAAACCUGAACAAUAGUCAUGUAUCUAAUUACACCACAGAUACCAUCCUGUCCACACUGUCCCUCCCUCCAAUAAUCAGAGUUGUUAUAAACUACGAACCAGACAACUCUGAAAAUGUGAGGCCAUUCUCAGAUGACGAUGAAGACCACAAUGAAAUCCUGGAUGAAGGCACUGAUAGAUGUUUGGAGGAUCUAGGACUGUCAACAUCACAGGAACAGGAACAGGAGGGUCUGUCACCUGCAGAGACCUCAGUGUUGGUUACUCCAGUACCCUGUGAUGAAUUGAACUUGGAUCAUUCUCUCAACGUAAUGGUGAAUGCUGACGAGCCAUGCCAGGUUCUUACCUGCGCUCUGCCUCCAUUCUCUCACAGUGAAAUGGCCAACCUCUGCAAGGACAAUACCGACCAAGUAGAAAAGGACAGAAAGCAGAUUGGCAAGAAAGAAGAGGUGGUCAGAAAAGGGGACAAAAAGAGGUUGAUCAAACCGGUUGACAAGAAAAAAGAGGGAUCCACUGCACCCCAGAACAGGACUCAUACAUGUGAGUGUGGGAAGGUUUUCAAAAAACCAUCACUGCUGACGCUACAUAUGGGAGUUCACACGAUGCCACAUCAUUGUGACCAGUGUCCCAAACGAUAUGCUACUCCUGGGGCACUGAAAAAACACCAGCUACUUCACACAGAAGAAAGACCAUUCGCAUGUGAACACUGUGACCGGAGGUACAGGAGUGCUUAUGAUCUCAAAGUGCACGUACGCAUUCACUCUGGGGAGCGCCGUCACAUGUGUACUAUUUGUAAGAAGAGGUUUGCCCAUCCAAGUACACUAGUGAGACACACGCGAAUGCAUGCUGGGGAGAAGAAUUACUUAUGUAGCAUAUGUGGUAAGGCAUUCCUUAGCUCAGGAGAAGUGCGACUGCAUACACGAACACACACAGGAGAAAACCCCCACACCUGUAAACAUUGUGGAAAGGGUUUCAAAGCGUCUUGCCAUCUUACGGUUCAUCUGCGAUCUCACACAGGCGAGCGUCCUUACACCUGCACCCAAUGCCCCAAAUCUUUCACUACCUCUGACUCUCUUAGAACGCACAUAUAUACACACACUGGGGAGAAACCUCACCGGUGCUCAGAGUGUGGGAAAACAUUUACUCAAAGGUGUAAUAUGGUAAAUCAUAUGAGAAGAGUUCACCGGUUAAGAUUCUCCAAAAGCAGUCCAACGGAAAGAGACACAAGUCUCGUAAAAAUGCUUUGAGUUCGAAAGAAACUAUGUAAUAAGUCAUUCCAAUGAAAUAUUGAUUGGAAUUAUUGAGACAAGAAAUUCCAUGUAUAAUUCUGCUUUAAAUACAUGGUUUUACAGGUCCUAUUUUGUAUAUCAGAUUAUCAUAUCAAAACAUGUUUUUCAAUAAACUUCAAAUCAAGGUUCUUCACAUCUACACAUGAUAUUUAGUUCUCAACUAACAUCAAGGCGGUGGCCCGUUCCUGUAGGUUCAUGCUCUACAACAUCCGCAGAGUACGACCCUGCCCCACACAGGAAGCGGCGCAGGUCCUAAUCCAGGCACUUGUCAU